GUAGGUACAUAUAAGUAACAUACGGGUCAUAUGCGCUCGCGCAAUUUGACCGAUACAAAUUAUCAUUUAUUGUCCCGCUAUCUUCACAGCAAGAACUUCUCAGUCGCAAUCGAGCAUUCGCGCGGGUUACUCAAGGCAAUAUUUUAAACUCGGUAAUAAAAAUAGAAACCAUGGGACCAUCAAACGAUGAAGAAAUUAGUGAUGUGAAUACGGAAUUAGUUUUUUAUGUUAAUGGCAAAAAGGUGACUGAACCGAAACCAGAUCCAGAAUGGACACUGUUGUGGUAUUUAAGAAAAAAGUUACGCCUUACCGGGACUAAGCUGGGCUGUGCGGAGGGAGGUUGCGGCGCCUGCACUGUUAUGAUCUCAAAGUACAACCGCAAAGAGAAAAAGAUAGUUCACCUUGCAGUAAAUGCUUGUCUAGCACCAGUAUGCGCAAUGCAUGGCUUAGCUGUUACUACUAUAGAGGGAAUAGGUUCCACUAAAACCAAGCUCCACCCCGUUCAGGAACGACUUGCGAAAGCUCACGGUUCUCAAUGUGGAUUUUGCACCCCAGGCAUAGUCAUGUCCAUGUAUACUUUACUCAGAAGUUGUCAAAAAGUAAAGUACUCAGAUAUGGAGGUCGCCUUUCAAGGAAAUUUAUGUAGAUGUACAGGUUACAGAGCCAUUAUAGAGGGCUACAAAACCUUUAUCGAAGACUGGGAAACCACUCGAGUUACGAAUGGCAGCUCAAAUGGCUCAACAAACGGCGCGUGCGGGAUGGGAAAAGAUUGUUGCAAAAAUAGGACUGAUAAUAGUGAGACUGAAUUUAUUUUUGAUAAAUCGUCCUUUUUACCUUACGACGCCAGUCAAGAACCUAUAUUUCCUCCUGAACUAAAACUUUCUUCUAUUUACGAUGAACAAUAUCUAGUAUACCGUGGUGAAAAAACAGUUUGGUACAGACCGACAACACUACAGUCUAUAUUAAAGUUAAAGAAUCAAUAUCCAGAAGCCAAAAUAGUUGUAGGAAACACAGAAGUUGGAGUUGAAGUAAAAUUUAAACAUUGUAUUUAUCCUGUAAUUAUAAUGCCAAAUUUUGUUCCUGAAAUUAAUUCGGUGAUAGAAACGGAUUCAGGAUUAGUAGUGGGAGCUGCUGUCACACUUACGGAAUUAGAAAAUGUAUUCAGAAAAAACAUAGAUAUGUUGCCCAAAUACAAAACAAGAACACUGACUACAAUAAUAGACAUGUUGAAUUGGUUUGCUGGUAAGCAAAUAAGAAAUGUGGCUGCUAUUGGUGGAAAUAUAAUGACCGGCAGUCCUAUAUCAGAUUUAAAUCCAAUAUUAAUGGCCUUAAAGGUUAAACUCAACCUUUUAAGUGAAAAAGGAGGUCAUCGCUCGGUAUUGAUGGACGAAACGUUCUUUACUGGUUACAGAAAAAAUGUUGUCAAGCCAGAUGAAAUCUUACUUUCUGUAGAGAUUCCUUAUACAACUAAAUAUCAGUACGUGAAAGCCUAUAAACAAGCCAAGCGACGUGACGACGAUAUAUCUAUUGUUACAGCAGCAAUAAACGUUGAAUUUGAAAGCGAUACGAAUAUAAUAAACAGUAUCACCAUAGCGUUUGGUGGGAUGGCACCAGUAACAAAGAUAGCUACAAAAACAAGUAAAUUAUUAAAAGGGCUGAAGUGGAAUAAGCAAAUGCUGGAUAAAGCUUUUAUGUACAUGUUGGAUGAAUUGCCAUUAAAUCCGUCGGUGCCUGGUGGGAACGUUCGGUUUAGACAAGUGUUAACUAUGAGUUUAUUUUUGAAAGCUUAUUUAGCUAUAGCUAAAGAAAUAUGCCAAGAUUACAUACACAAAGAUCUUAUUAAACCACUUGACAGCAGUGGCGCUGAACAAUUCCACGGCAGUGUACCUAAAAGUUCCCAGUACUUUGAACUUGUUGGUGAUAAGCAAGUCAUAAGUGACGCUGUCGGUAGACCUGUUCCACAUAUGUCGGCAUUGAAACAAGUAACCGGAGAAGCAAUAUAUUGCGAUGAUAUUCCAAUCGCUGAAGGUGAACUAUAUUUAGCAUUCGUUCUAAGUACUAAGGCGCAUGCAAAGUUGGUGUCUGUCAAUGCAGAAGAAGCAUUAAAACAACCUGGUGUAGUAGCAUUUUUUUCUGCCAAAGACUUAACAGAAGAUCAAAAUGCCAUAGGGCCUAUAUUCCAUGAUGAAGAAUUAUUUGCAAGUAAAAAAGUUACAAGUCAAGGACAAACUAUCGGAGUUAUAGUGGCUCAAGAUCAACAAACAGCUCAGAGCGCUGCUAGAAAAGUGAACAUAGAGUAUGAUGAAUUAGAACCAAUUAUUAUUACAAUAGAAGAUGCUAUUAAACAUAAAUCGUUCUAUAAACAAUUCCCUAAAACAAUAAAAAGAGGAAAUGUACAAUGCAUGUUUGAAGAUUCGAAGAAUAUUAUUAUAGAAGGAGAAUGUCGAUUGGGUGGGCAGGAGCACUUUUAUUUAGAGACACACGCAGCGUUUGCGAUUCCAAAGAAAGAAGACGACGAGUUGGAGAUAUUUUGUUCCAGCCAACACCCGUCCGAAAUUGCGAAAUUAACAAGUCACAUACUUCACGUACCUAUGAACAGAAUAGUAGCACGUGUAAAGCGUUUGGGAGGAGGUUUUGGUGGAAAAGAGGCCCGCAGUAUGUUAGUCGCUUUACCCGUAGCCUUUGCUGCGCAUAAGCUUCAAAGACCUGUACGUUGCAUGCUCGAUCGGGAUGAAGAUAUGCUAAUGUCGGGAACCAGACAUCCAUUUUUAAUAAAGUACAAAGUAGCAGUUACCGAAGAAGGAAAAAUAGUUGCCGCACAAGUCGAUAUUUACAAUAACGGAGGAUACUCAUUCGAUCUCUCUGGACCUGUAGUGGAAAGAGCAAUGUUUCAUUACGAAAAUGCUUAUUACAUUCCCAAUUGUGAAGUCACUGGUUACGUUUGUAAAACAAAUUUGCCAAGCAAUACGGCUUUUCGUGGAUUUGGUGGCCCACAAGGAAUGUUUGGUGCUGAAAGUAUGAUAUGGGAUAUAGCUCAUAAACUGAAGAAAAGUCCAGAAGAAAUUCGUAGACUUAACCUGUAUCGAGAAAACUCAAUUACUCACUACGGACAGGUUUUAGAACACUGCACAUUACAAAGAUGCUGGGAUGAAUGUGUGGAAAAAAGUGAUCUAGCACGAAGGAAAAUAAACAUUGAAAAUUUCAACAAGCAAAAUCGUUGGCGCAAGCGAGGUAUUUCUAUAAUCCCGACCAAAUUUGGGAUUGCAUUUACAGAAAGAUUAUUGAAUCAGGCUGGUGCAUUGAUUCUUAUAUACACCGAUGGUUCAGUUCUGUUAUCUCAUGGAGGAACUGAAAUGGGACAAGGUCUCCAUACUAAAAUGAUUCAAGUAGCAUCUCGGGCUCUUGGUAUCGAUACAUCAAAAAUUCAUGUAAGUGAAACAGCGACAGAUAAAGUGCCAAAUACUUCAGCGACUGCAGCCAGUGCUGGCUCAGAUCUUAACGGCAUGGCUGUUCUUGAGGCAUGCCAAACUUUGAUGAAGCGUCUUCAACCAUACAAAGAUAAAAAUCCCAAUGGGAAAUGGGAAGACUGGGUAUCGGCAGCUUAUGUGGAUCGUGUGAGCCUAUCAGCUACAGGAUUUCAUGCUACACCAGACAUCGGAUUUGACUUCAAAAAAAACUCUGGGAAAGCAUUUAAUUACUUUACGUACGGAGUAGCAUGCACUGAAGUCGAAAUAGAUUGCCUUAGUGGAGACCACCAGGUUCUAAGGAGUGAUAUAGUCAUGGAUUUAGGAGAGAGUAUUAAUCCAGCUAUUGACAUUGGUCAGAUCGAAGGUGCCUUCAUACAGGGCUAUGGACUUUUUACAAUGGAAGAGCUUAUUUACUCUCCUACGGGGACUUUAUACUCACGUGGCCCUGGAGCAUAUAAGAUUCCAGGAUUCGGUGACAUUCCUCUUGAGUUCAAUGUUUCUUUGCUGAAAGGAGCACCCAAUCCAAGAGCAGUUUUUUCGUCAAAAGCGGUUGGAGAGCCUCCUCUGUUCCUGGCGAGCUCAGCUUUCUUCGCGAUAAAAGAGGCGAUACGAGAAGCGCGAGCAGACGCGGGCGUCUCGCUCGACUUCCAACUGGAAUCCCCUGCAACAUCUGCUCGCAUACGUAUGGCGUGUGAAGACCACAUUACUAAAAAGAUCCCUGUUCCGGAACCAGGCAGCUAUGUUCCAUGGAAUAUUGUUCCUUGAUCUGUAUCUACUCAAUUAUUUAUAUUCAAUAGCCAAAUAAAAACAUUGUUAAGCAAUC
Molecule: messenger RNA, 4290 nt
Organism: Maniola jurtina (meadow brown)
Lineage: Eukaryota; Metazoa; Arthropoda; Insecta; Lepidoptera; Nymphalidae
Gene: ry
Product: xanthine dehydrogenase
Exons: 8
Coding region: 171-4232 (1353 amino acids)
Molecular function (GO): xanthine dehydrogenase activity; molybdopterin cofactor binding; 2 iron, 2 sulfur cluster binding
Source: RefSeq, a predicted model, not a curated record